AAUGCUUUUGUGCGGACGUGAACCCCACCAAUCAAAUUCACUUCAAUCCUCUUCUUCAUCUCCAACCCCUCUCUCUCGCUCUCUCUCUCUGUCUCUCCCCGUUUCCAUUUCCUGAACUCAACGAGACCUCAUACUCAAAAUUCCAAAACUCGUCUGUGAAACAAGGAUCGACAAGCUCAAAACGACGACGUUAGACCCCGCCGAUGGUCUGAGAACCUCCGACGAACACCAAGUCAACUCAGUUUCCGGCGAUGGCGAUCGACGAUCAGAAAUCGUCGUCCGACGGUAAAAUCUUGGGGUUGUUUAAGCUACCGUUUCGGCAAUCGGUGAAUUCGCAUUCUACGACGUCGUCUUCGUCUUCGUCUCACAUUGCUCAUCAUCAGAGUUCACAGGUCGAAGGAUCGAAUCCACACAGCAACACUUCAAGCUCAAGCUCGAGCUCGGUCUCGUCUGCGGCCAGAUCUCUUCUUCCGACACGACGUCGUCUUCGCCUUGAUCCGUCGAACAAGCUCUACUUCCCUUAUGAACCUGGUAAGCAAGUGCAGAGCGCUAUCAGGAUUAAAAAUACAAGCAAGUCUUAUGUAGCGUUCAAGUUUCAAACAACGGCGCCAAAAAGCUGUUUCAUGCGUCCUCCAGGGGCUAUUCUUGCUCCUGGUGAGACUAUCAUAGCAACUGUAUUCAAGUUUGUGGAGCCUCCAGAGAACAAUGAAAAACCAUUGGAUCAGAAGAGCAAAGUGAAGUUUAAGAUUAUGAGCCUAAAGGUGAAAGGAGUGAUGGACUAUGUGCCUGAGCUGUUUGAUGAGCAAAAGGAUCAAGUGGCAGUAGAGCAGAUAUUGCGUGUUGUUUUUCUUGAUGUGGAGCGUCCUACCCCUGCUCUGGAAAAACUUAAGCGCCAGUUGGCUGAGGCUGAGGCUGCACUCGAGGCUCGCAAAAAACCUCCAGAGGAUACCGGCCCAAAGAUUAUUGGUGAAGGACUUGUCAUUGAUGAAUGGAAAGAACGAAGAGAAAGAUACCUUGCACGACAGCAGGUUGAAGACUCUGUUUAAAUUGGAGCUUUGUUCUACUUUCAAGUGCUUUACCGGGAGUGAAAAAAGUUUAAGAGUCUGCCUUUGCUUGAUGAGUCAUUUUCUACCUGUUAUCUUUUGGCUUAGUGCAACGGAUGUUCUGUUCAAAGAGUUUGGUCAAGGCUAUUAUUUUCUCAUGUAAAAGACGCGAGUUGGAUCUUGUAAAAGGUAUUACUUGGCGUGUUGCCACCAACCUGUAGAUAUAAUGAAUUACUUCUUCGAUAACAAAUAUUGUUCUCUAUGGGAUGUAAGGCACUAAAUCGUUCUUGUUUAUAAGCUCAUGCAUUGUGAUUCAGUUUGGUUUGAAAAUUACCUUCA
This is a messenger RNA of Camellia sinensis, 1382 nucleotides long. RefSeq names its product vesicle-associated protein 4-2. NCBI's taxonomy places the organism in Eukaryota, Viridiplantae, Streptophyta, Magnoliopsida, Ericales, Theaceae. The record is from RefSeq and is a predicted model, not a curated record. Gene Ontology annotation, biological process: endoplasmic reticulum membrane organization. Gene Ontology annotation, cellular component: plasma membrane; endoplasmic reticulum membrane.